This is a messenger RNA of Parnassius mnemosyne (clouded apollo), 795 nucleotides long. Lineage: Eukaryota; Metazoa; Arthropoda; Insecta; Lepidoptera; Papilionidae. The record is from the annotation of a GenBank genome assembly.
UUGAAGAUUAGAGAAAUUGCAGCAAGGCUUGGGCUCUCUAACAGUACCGUUCAUCGCGCGAUCCAUGAACAUCUUCACAUGAAAAAAGUGAGUGCAAGAUGGGUAACGAAACUUCUUUCAGCGGUACAGAGACAGGAAAGAGUGCGCUGCGCUUCGGAGUUUUUGGAUCUUUGUGGCGAAAAUCCAAAGACUGUGAUCGAGCGGCUAGUGACUGGUGAUGAAACUAUGAUCUUGUAUUAUGAUCCACAAAGCAAGCGCGAGUCAAUGGAAUGGCGUUAUAAGGGUGAAAAGCCCCCUAGAAAGGCAAAGGUGCAACAAUCGACUAAAAAACUGAUGUGCACAAUAUUUUGGGAUUUUCAAGGCAUUUUGAUGGUGGAUUUUAAAGAACGUAAUAGAGUCGUGAACGGCGAAUAUUAUGCUUCUUUAUUAUAUAAAUUACGAGACAAGAUAAAGGAAAAACGAAGAGGCAAGCUGUCUAAAGGUGUCCUGUUGCUCCAUGACAACGCCCCUGUUCAUACCGCUGGUGUUUCGAAGGAUGCAGUUCGUCAAUGCGGGUUCACAGAAGUUCAACAUCCACCUUACAGUCCAGACAUGGCCCCGUCCGACUAUUAUUUAUUUCCAAAUUUAAAGCGGGACUUAAGAGGAAGAAAAUUUUCAAGCGAUGAAGAGUUGCAGGCGGCCGUCUUCAGUCAUUUUGAGGAUAAAAAAUGUGAUUAUUUUUAUAAAGGUUUAGAGAUGUUGAUUCACAAAUGUCAGAAGUGUGUUAGUAUUUAUGGUGAUUAUAUUGAAAAAUAA